AUGGCCACAAGAAAGAGCUCCGUUGGCAACAAAGGUGUUGUCGAUACUCAAGCUGAUGCUGCUUUGGCGAAAAUGGGAUACUCUGCCGAAUUGCCUCGAACCUUGAGCAUGACGAGUAUCCUUGGACUCUCAUUUGCAAUCAUGGCCGUACCUUUUGGACUUAGUACGACUAUGUAUAUCACUCUAACCGACGGACAAUCUGUCACUAUCCUUUGGGGCUGGGUCAUUGUCUCAUUGAUCUCCCUCUGUAUCGCCGCAUCCUUGGCUGAGAUUUGCGCCGUGUAUCCUACUGCUGGAGGUGUUUAUUACUGGAGUGCCAUGCUUGCUACCAAAGAAUGGGCCCCUAUUGCAUCCUGGAUUACUGGUUGGCUGACUCUGGUCGGCAACUGGACUGUCACGACCAGCAUUAACUUCUCGGGUGCGCAACUCAUUCUAUCGGCCAUAACUCUAUGGAACGAAGACUUUGUGGCAAAUCAAUAUCAGACCGUGCUCAUGUUCUGGGCCGUAAUGCUGAUAUGUAUGUGUGUUAACAUUUUUGGAGCAAGAUAUCUGGACCUUAUCAACAAGAUCUGUAUCUACUGGACUGCGGCGAGUGUGAUUAUCAUUAUGAUAACACUUCUAACAAUGGCCGAUACCCGGAGAAGCGGAAAGUUUGUUUUCACUCAUUACGAUGCUUCUAAGAGCGGAUGGCCUCCCGGGUGGGCGUUCUUCGUAGGACUACUGCAAGCGGGCUAUACUCUUACUGGAUAUGGAAUGGUCUGCUCCAUGUGCGAAGACGUUCAAAACCCGCAACGAGAAGUCCCGAAGGCCAUCGUACUUUCGGUCGCCGCUGCUGGUGUGACAGGAGUUAUAUAUCUCAUUCCAAUUCUGUUCGUACUGCCCGAUGUUCAGAUGCUCCUUGAUGUGGCCAAUGGUCAGCCAAUCGGUUUGCUUUUCAAGACUGUGACUGGAUCUGCCGCAGGUGGUUUCGGUCUUCUCUUCCUCAUUCUUGGUAUCCUCUUCUUUGCUGGAACUGGUGCUCUUACGGCGGCUUCACGAUGCACUUAUGCUUUUGCUAGAGAUGGAGCCAUUCCUGGAUACGGCCUCUGGAAGCGGGUCGACAAACGUUUCGAUAUCCCACUUUGGGGUCUCGUGCUUUCGACCGUAGUAGACUGUCUCCUGGGACUCAUAUACUUUGGCUCUUCGGCCGCGUUCAAUUCGUUCACCGGUGUUGCAACUAUUUGCCUAAGUACUUCCUACGGUCUUCCAAUUCUAGUGAGCAUUAUACGAGGGCGCAAGGCAGUCAAGAAUUCUACAUUCUCGUUGGGCAAGUUCGGUUUCGCUAUCAAUGUUUUCACUCUAUGCUGGAUCAGUCUUGCCAUCGUGUUGUUUUGCAUGCCAGUCAGUCUCCCAGUUGAAGCGGCAACUAUGAAUUAUGCAAGCGUUGUAUUCGCUGGCUUUGCAGCUAUCUCAAUGGCUUGGUACUUCAUCCAUGGCCGAAAAUCGUUUGAUGGGCCACCGGUCCCGAUAGAUGUAGAUCCAAGCGAGAUAGCAGUGGUAAAAGGUAUGACGCCUGUGCAGAGUAGCGGCGAGCACGACCCUAUCAAAACAGCGUGA
Molecule: messenger RNA, 1596 nt
Organism: Pseudovirgaria hyperparasitica
Lineage: Eukaryota; Fungi; Ascomycota; Dothideomycetes; Acrospermales; Acrospermaceae
Product: amino acid permease-like protein
Exons: 3
Coding region: 1-1596 (531 amino acids)
Biological process (GO): transmembrane transport
Cellular component (GO): membrane
Molecular function (GO): transmembrane transporter activity
Source: RefSeq, a predicted model, not a curated record